Molecule: messenger RNA, 2333 nt
Organism: Triplophysa dalaica
Lineage: Eukaryota; Metazoa; Chordata; Actinopteri; Cypriniformes; Nemacheilidae
Gene: hal
Product: histidine ammonia-lyase
Exons: 20
Coding region: 35-1999 (654 amino acids)
Biological process (GO): L-histidine catabolic process
Cellular component (GO): cytoplasm
Molecular function (GO): histidine ammonia-lyase activity
Source: RefSeq, a predicted model, not a curated record
CUGGUAGCAGCCUGCGGUCGUUCAGUCCAGCGCGAUGCCUCGAUUCACCGUCCACGUCCGAGAUGAGUGGCUCACCGUUCCGUGUAAAGAUGUCACCUGCACUGUUAAGUGGCUGGGCAUGGAAACUCUCAAGCGUUACAUUAAGAACAAACCCGACAAUGGAGGAAUCCAUCCGGUCAAGGAUGUGUGCUUUUGGGUUAGAAGAUGCCAGGGUUUGGGUCUGCUGGAUAAUGAUGAUAUAAUAGAAGACGUCCUGGAGGAUAAUGACUUUGUUGAGCUUGCUAUUGAAGGGGACACUAUGCCACAAGACUUCAUACCAAGCCAACCCGGGGCUUCACAUCUAACAAGAGCCUACAGAGAACCAAAUGACUAUAUUUCUCUAGAUGGAAACAGCUUGAGCUCAACAGAUCUGGUUAAUUUAGGGAAAGGCCUCUAUAAGAUAAAGUUGACCCCAGAGGCUGCACAGAAGGUUGUGGAGUCAAGAGAGCUUCUGGAUACCAUUGUGAAAGAAAACAAGGUUGUGUAUGGAAUCACUACAGGGUUUGGCAAAUUUGCACGGACUGUCAUUCCAGUCAGCAAGCUCAAUGAACUUCAGCAAAAUCUGGUGCGCUCGCAUUCAUCAGGUCUGGGAAGACCUUUAACUCCAGAAAGGACCAGAAUGCUUCUUGCUCUGAGGAUCAAUGUUUUGGCUAAAGGUUACAGCGGUAUUUCUCUUGAGACUCUUCACAUCAUGAUACAAGCAUUCAAUGCUUCCUGUUUAUCCUACGUCCCAGAGAAGGGCACGGUAGGCGCAAGUGGAGAUCUCGCCCCACUUUCCCAUCUCGCCCUCGGCCUGAUGGGAGAAGGAAAGAUGUGGUCGCCCAAGAGCGGCUGGGCGGAUGCCAAAUAUGUCUUGGAAGCGCAUGGUCUGAAGCCCAUAUCUUUGAAACCAAAGGAGGGUUUGGCUUUAAUCAACGGGACCCAGAUGAUCACUUCAUUGGGGGCAGAGGCCGUGGAGAGGGCCGAGGCCAUCGCCCGCCAGGCUGACAUCAUCGCUGCCCUGACCCUUGAGGUUUUGAAGGGGACCACCAAAGCCUUUGAUAGCGACAUCCAUGAACUCCGUCCUCAUCCAGGACAGAAAGAGGUGGCCCUGCGGUUUCGAUCCCUUCUGGAUUCUGAUCACCACCCGUCUGAAAUAGCAGAGAGCCACAGGUUUUGCGACAGGGUUCAAGACGCCUACACCAUGCGUUGUUGUCCGCAGGUCCAUGGAAUUGUGAAUGACACAAUAGAGUUUGUCAAGAAAAUCAUUAAUACUGAAAUAAACAGUGCCACGGACAAUCCUAUGGUGUUUGCAGAAAGAGGAGAGACCAUAUCUGGUGGAAAUUUCCAUGGAGAAUAUCCAGCAAAGGCACUGGAUUAUUUGGCGAUCGCGGUGCACGAGUUAGCAUCUAUCAGCGAGAGGCGCAUCGAACGCCUUUGCAAUCCAUCGCUCAGCGAACUCCCUGCGUUCCUGGUCAACGAAGGUGGCCUGAAUUCUGGUUUCAUGAUCGCCCACUGCACCGCCGCAGCUCUUGUUUCAGAGAACAAAGUGCUUUGCCACCCCUCCUCUAUUGACUCUCUUUCAACUAGCGCCGCCACUGAGGACCACGUGUCCAUGGGAGGCUGGGCGGCCCGCAAAGCCCUCCGAGUGGUUGAGCACGUCGAACAAGUGCUGGCGAUUGAGUUGUUAGCAGCGUGUCAGGGUAUUGAGUUCCUACGCCCCCUGCGUACGACAACCCCAUUGGAGAAAGUCUACGACCUUGUGCGCAGUACAGUCAAACCCUGGUUUAAAGACAGAUUCAUGGCUCCAGAUAUUGAAGCUGUGCAUCGGCUUCUUGUGGACCAGAAGGUGUGGAACAUUGCCGGGCCGUACAUCGAGAAAUAUUGCAUGGAAUACAUCCCAGAGUCCCGCCCCUCUUCCCCGACAGCCUUUGCUUUGGACCCGCCUCCAUCGCCACGGAAACGUGUCAGGCUGGAGUGACAGAGCCGGCACCUCUUUACAUUAUCCUAGUGUCUCACAUUUAAAAACAUGCAUUAACAUAUAUUCUCUUUUUGCUGGUUAAGGUGUGUUCGUCCUGGAAACAAGUUUGUUGUUGAGACAUGAAGUAUUUGUAAAAUUUGCUCAUCCAGAUGCAGUAUCUUCAUUCACUUUUAAAAUGUUAGUGAAUAAAUGUGUUUGAAUAAAUGUUUGAUUUUCAUUCUAACAUUCCCAGGCGUAAGAGCAUCACACUGGGAUGCUGGGAGAUUAGUAAUACAGAACCAUUGCCAGAAAAACUGAAUCUAAGAUUACAGAUUAAAAAUAUUUUGACAGCUGG